Cuscuta epithymum is the source of this 1129-nucleotide messenger RNA. The record is from the annotation of a GenBank genome assembly. Lineage: Eukaryota; Viridiplantae; Streptophyta; Magnoliopsida; Solanales; Convolvulaceae.
CUAUAUUACAUGAAGUAGUUAACACUCUUAGAUGGACAUAAUUUUUUGCCUACUAGGGAGAAUUUUUGUUGAUUGAAGACAUAGAUUGUUCGCUCGAAGUUUGGUUAUAUAUGAGGAGUUAUGGAGAGAGAACCUUGCUAACAAAUGGAAGGCUUUGAUGAUUCAACAUUAAAUAGUGUCAUAGAGUCUCAUUAUCCUUUCAUAUCGUAUAGACCUUUACGACCAUCUGAUUUAAAAGUUCUUGAGAAGAUCCAUGGAGAGUUGUUCCCUUUCAGGUACGAACCUGAGUUUUUCCAAGAUAUUGUAAAUGGAGGUAAUGGCAUUGUAUCUUGGGGAGCUGUUGACUGCAAUAGGACCAAUGGUAAGAGUGAUGAACUUAUUGGAUUUGUUACCACAGAAGUUGUCUUUGCAAGAGGAAGCGAGGUAGAUGAUCUUGUCAAGUUUGAUCCAUCAAAGCCUAAUGAGACUGUAGCUUAUAUCUUAACGCUUGGAGUCUUAAAAUCUUAUAGAAAGCUUGGAAUAGCCACUUCUCUAAUCAGUUUGGUCAUUGAUUAUGCCACAAGCAUGCAAACUUGCAAAGCAGUUUAUCUUCAUGUGGUUUCUGACAAUGCACCGGCUAUCUCGCUCUACAAGAAAAUGUCAUUUAAAUGUAUAAGGAGAUUGUGUUCUUUUUAUCCGAUCGAAGCCGGUCAGCGGGACGCAUUCUUGUACAUAUACUACCUUAAUGGUGGCCGUUCUCCUCGCUCGCUCAUAGAGGCUGUUACCCUUUUGAUUAGUUAUGCAAAGGGUAUACUUCAAAAGUCCAUCACGGCCAUAUUGUGAAAAUGUGAGAAAGUAGACUUCCGAUUUCCGAAUGUAUGGAAACAGAACAAACUUUUGGGAGGACAUAAUGUAACUGAAACAACAAGCAGAGUUCAAUUUGUUUAUUCAUCAAUUAUAUGUACACCUCUUGAAAUCGUGUGAAUAAUGGAUGAGAAGAUAAAAGCAAUAUUUUAGUCCUAAUUUUAUUGUUUGUGAGGUUCACAAUUUCACAUGCCUUCAAAAAGAGAUAUGAUGAUUGAGAUCAAAAGACAUACACUUGACACUUUCAGUAAGCUAAUGAUCUUCAUAUCUACUACGCAACAAACUA